UUCUGUACAGGUGACAAACUUCUAUUUCUUCCUUAUGAAUUUCUUCUUAUCUUAAAGAACCUCCUGCACUCAGGACUACCAAGACAACACAGUCUACUUUGCUACAAGUAUGUUGUUGUGGAAAGAGCUAGUCCGAACGGUGUGUUUUUUAAUCUGAUGACCAUGGAGAAAGUCAAUUGAGGAAACAUAAGUGUGUGAUAGAAAGCAAUAAAGUGAUCUUGAAAUAUCUGAGACAGAAUACUUUUGCUCACACAAGGAGCUUGAGAUUUCUUUGCCUCUCAAAACUGCAAUAACAGGGAAGGUUAUUUGGUUUUCCCUAGCUCCAAUUAUCUGUCUCUCUUAAGGAGGUGGAAAUGAAGUAGUUAGAUUUUUAGUUAUGACUUCUUUAAAUCAAGAGAAAACAUUGAUUAAAAAACACUGUGGACAUUGAAUCUAUAUGAAAAAUGAAAGAAGAAAUACCUAUACCAAAGAACCUGCUCGAUCAUUUUUGCUUCUGCAUAACUUUAAAGGAAGAAAAAAAAAAUCCAAAUCAAACCAAAACCUUAGAAGAAGGUUGGAAGAUGGAAAACUAAAGCAGUCAGUGUCUUCUUAGAAAGCAAUGGGUCCCAGAAGAUCCUUGACAACACCAAGUAAUUGAGCCUGAAAUUCACAGUCAGAUUCCUGGGACUCUGCCUGAACAUGACAAGAUCAUGAAUGAAACUGCAGUUUGUCUUGGAACAUUCACUGCUGUGAAGACACUUUGGGAAGUAAGAAUACACAAGAUAAAUGAAGAAAUACAGAAGGAAAAGGAAUUCAGGCAGAGGUCUGCAGGAAGGCUACUACUUGUUUGGGAGGAGAGAGCUGCUUUAGCAAAGCUCAAAGAAAAGGUUAUUAAUGAAGAUGGGAGAGCAAUUUUAAGGAUAGAGGAAGAAGAAUGGAAGACACUACCUUCGUGCUUAUUGAAACUAGCCCAUCUCCAGGAGUGGCAGCUUCAUAGAACUAGUUUGCAGAAAAUUCCUCACUUCAUUGGAAGAUUUCACAGUCUUCUUGUUCUGGAUCUGUCCCGGAACUCCAUUGAGAGUGUACCUAAAGAAAUUGGCCAGCUGACUAGCCUCCAAGAGCUGCUUCUCAGUUACAAUAGAAUCAAAUCUGUUCCUAAGGAAAUAAGUAACUGCGUCAAUCUGGAAAGACUGGAACUGGCUGUCAACAGGAGUAUCUGUGACCUUCCUCCUCAGCUCAGUGAUUUAAAGAAGCUUUCGCACAUAGAUUUGUGCAUGAACCAGUUUACAAGCAUCCCUUCAGCCCUCCUCAACAUGCCAAAUCUAGAAUGGUUAGAUAUGGGGGGGAAUAAACUCCAGGAGCUUCCUGAUGCGAUUGACAGAAUGGAAAAUCUCCACACUUUAUGGCUCCAAAGGAAUGAGAUAACCUCUUUGCCAAAAACCAUCGGUAAUAUGAAAAAUCUUAGUACCCUUGUUCUUAGCAACAACAAACUUACGAAUAUUCCAGCUUGUAUGAAGGACAUGACAAGUCUGAGAUUUGUCAACUUCAGGGACAACCCCCUGGAGUUAGAGGUAACACUCCCUCCGUGUGAGAAUGCAGAAGAGGAGGAGCAACAGGAAAUGUUCGGCCUUGAAUUCAUGCACAUGUAUAUCCAGGAGUCGCUCAAGAAAACAGGAAAUGUGGAAAGCAGUACUUCUGGUCCUUCCCCUGUCAUGAAUGCUACUGAAUAAAGAAUGUAACUGUGAAUGGAAGAAAACACCAAGCAUACUUAUUGCUAGCAAAGAGGCGUACAGCAGGUUUCAAAUAUUCCUGGGGAUUUUAUUUUUCCACUGAUGAGAACUGGUUUUGCAUACCUGGAAUUCCCACUCACACUGGGAAAUAAAAGACCUUUUCCUUGCACAGGAAAGACUAAAACUUUUCUCUUUUUCUUCUGUAAGCAAUGAAUUAGCUUUGUAAAAAUCCAGGUAAGUUUUAUAGUUGCUUUUGUGGUUGGUCCCCCCCCCCAAUUCCAAAUCUAUGUUCUGUCAUGUAGUUGGCUCUGGUAUCAGAGAUGGACUUGGGACAGCUGUCAACAGGACAUUCUCCAAGGACACGGCCGCCUCUAUGUAAUACUGUAGCACAGCCUUGUAUCCUCGUUGUUGUAAAUACUCGAUCCGUCCAUGAUCAAUGAGCCGCUUACAGAGGCAGCCUAUCUCCUUCCGUUCUUCAACUGUAAGUAUCCUGGUUUCAUAAAAAGGAGGAAAAGAACAAUCAGGUGUGUCAGAAGAACAGUUUUGUUAAUUCACAUCAGGAGGUAAGCUUAGAAAAACUGUUUACAACACUAGAAGUUCAUUUCAAUUCAAAAUGAAAGGUUUUGAGAAGUACGUCCACGAAAACAGUAUUUUUAAAGUAAAAUAUUUCUAUCAAUUGAAAAGUUUCUGUAAAAUGAGGCAUUUUGAAGACCCCAAAGGGUUUCAUAUCUCACUAUACACAAUGUUCAUUUUCUGCAGGAGUCAAUUUGCUAGAAAACGAUUUCCAUACCCUUGUAAAGUAUCAGGACCACUCUGCAUCUUGCUGAAUGUUUGCUCAUGUUCUUCUGUGUGGUUAGUUUGCUCUUCACUUUCUUCACUCGCAGAGCCUUUGGUUGUGGUUUCUCGCAUGCCACAAGUGGCCCAGCUACUCAUUCUCUGAAAAUAAUGAAAUUCUACUGGUCCAAGUCCUACUGAUUUAAAGAACUCUCUGCCUACGUAAUGUGUCCAGUCACACUUGUGAUGGCAACACAGCGCAAUAACAAUUCCAGCUACAGGCUUACAGUCAGCUUUGCCGCUUUCAUUAUCAGCAGGAUUGUUGGAAGCCACCUCUGUCUCAUCAGUCCUCGAGCGUUUUGGUGCAGGCUCGUUUUCUGCAUCGCAGCAAGUUGUAUAACUUUCAACCAAGCAUCUCAAAGCAAGAUCUGGGAAAAAAAGAGAUACACCCCCCCAAAAAACCAGCACUGAAUGCCAUGACACUAUUUAUACAGCCUGCAUCCUGGUUGAGAAUGUACUUACCACAGAGAACAAACGCAAACAAACUAAGCCAAAAAGCAAUUUGAAAGAGAAAUAAAAAUUACAAGUAUGCUUUGAAAACAUGAAACCCCUAAAUGCUAAAUUAAUAUUGUGAUACCUCUGGAGCUACUAAGGGCCUAUUGUCUUGAAUAUUUGUGCCACACACGUGGAUUUGAACUACUUUGGUUAACAAAGUGGCAUAUUGUGGGAGGAUCGCCUGUAAAACAUGCAAGUAUUUGCUCUAAAAGUUUGCUAUCAACCUAUUUAAUAUGUACAUGUACUUCUUAAAUGCUCGACUGUGUCAUCUUUGUCACAGUACCUAUGUA
Messenger RNA from Strigops habroptila (Kakapo), 3328 nucleotides. RefSeq names its product leucine rich repeat containing 39 (gene LRRC39). NCBI's taxonomy places the organism in Eukaryota, Metazoa, Chordata, Aves, Psittaciformes, Psittacidae. Bases 690 to 1709 code for a protein of 339 amino acids. The transcript is spliced from 10 exons. Gene Ontology annotation, molecular function: protein binding. The record is from RefSeq and is a predicted model, not a curated record.